Molecule: messenger RNA, 1287 nt
Organism: Thermochaetoides thermophila DSM 1495
Lineage: Eukaryota; Fungi; Ascomycota; Sordariomycetes; Sordariales; Chaetomiaceae
Exons: 1
Coding region: 1-1287 (428 amino acids)
Source: RefSeq, a predicted model, not a curated record
AUGGCGGAGUCUGCGCAGAAUGACAGCUCGCCCCAAGACCACGAUCAAAGCAAGCCGAAUCCCAGGUCACUCUUAAGGAGAUUGUCACAGAGUUUCGGGGAAUCACGGCCGCCAGAAGGUCUAAUGGCUGCGACGAGCCAGGUCGCGUCUUCCGUCUUCGCGGGUCACCCGCGAGUUGGGCAGCAAGCACUGCCCUCUGAAAUCGAACAGACGGCAACUCAAUCAGCGCCUGCAGAGCAGACCGACGGUCAGACUACGAAAGAUGAAGAAAAGCGACAGUUGAAUCCCGAAGCCAGCCGCGUGCCUUCGUCCGACGAAGGAACCCUCAUAAACGAAGCCUCUCAUGUUAGCAACACCGAACCUCCAGCAAUCCAGCGCUCACACACCGCGCCCUUCCCGAAUGGUUACCAUUUCCCGCCGAAGUAUUCAUGGAAAGAGAUGAUGAUGCAGGGGCUGGAGCAUUUCUGGAAAUUCUUCACGACCCCGAUGGGGUUCUUCUGGACCAUAUACGGACUCAAUAUCGUGGCAUGGGGCGGUAUGCUGUUCUUACUGCUCUGCAACGCGGCGCCAGCUAUGUGCCACCCGACAUGCGACGACAUCAACUCACCACGGAGGAAAUGGAUCGAGUGGGACUCUCAGAUCUUGACAGCACUUUUUUGCGUCACCGCAUUUGGCCUGGCGCCGUGGCGGUUUCGCGACCUGUACUACCUACUCCAGUAUCGGCUGUUGGGAAAGCAAGAGGAGCUUCGCAAGUUGGCUGGCAUCCAUAAUGGCUGGUUCAGGUUGCCGGGCACACAGGAGCUAGCUGUGGACAUUGGGCCGGACAAUAUCCCAGACCACGUUCCUCGGGAGUGCAUACCGAUCCCCGAGAAAAGCAUGCCGAGUGCUCCGCUCACUGGUGUUCGUGCACCUGCAACUAAAGGAUGGAAACUAGACCUCGUGAUUUGGUGCAUGGUGUGGAACACAUUUGCGCAGUGUGGACUCUGCGGCAUCAUGUGGGGGAUGAAUCGGCACACGCGGCCCAGCUGGGCAACAGGCUUCCUGGUGGCGAUCGCUUGCAUCAUCGCCAUGGUUGGAGGGCUGGUGAUGUUCUUGGAGGGCAGGAAGGUUAAGAGCAUUGAAGGCGUGCCACUUACAGAGCGGGAUCUCGAAAAGUUGGCGCGCGAUAAGGAAUUAGGAAUUCCACACUACAACAACCUCAAGGAUAAGAAGCCGAAGGAGAAGAAAGACAAGGCCAAGGACAAGGAAAGGAGCAAUAACAGGGAACGAGAGGCUACAGACAACUAA